GAGCCGCCGCUCCCGCCGCCGGCGCCGCCGCCGCCGUUGCUGAUGCCGCAGGCCAGGACUGGUCACGAGGCCGGCACGGACGCUGCCGCCGGCCUGCAGCACACUGCGGCGAAGAAGGCCAAAGCUGUGUAUAAGCCGGCCCGCUGUGACGUUUGUUCCAAGAUCUUCUACAAGAGGAGCAACCUUCGCGUCCAUAUGCUCCGGCACCUGGGUGCCCGUCCGCACUGGUGUCAGAAGUGUGGCAAGACCUUCUCCGACCCGUCCACCUACUCGCGGCACGUGGCCUCCGUCUGCGGCGAGCAGCGCCACCUGACGUGCCACGUUUGUGGCAAGGCAUUCUACCACCAGGUGCACCUUAAAGAGCACCUGAGGAAGCACACGGGCGAAAAACCGUAUUCGUGUCAGGAGUGCGGGAAGAGCUACGCGUGCCAGGGAAGCCUGCGGCGGCACCGGGCCGGCCAGUGCACGGCAAGCCGCCGCCGCCGGCGACAGCUACGGCUGCGCCGUCUGUCGCAAGACCUUCCGUUGGCCUGAGGCUCUGGCCGGCCACGCCCGUCUACACGCCGGUGUCACGCUACCGCCGCCGCCACC
Messenger RNA from Pollicipes pollicipes, 591 nucleotides. RefSeq names its product zinc finger protein 135. Bases 43 to 534 code for a protein of 163 amino acids. The transcript is spliced from 5 exons. NCBI's taxonomy places the organism in Eukaryota, Metazoa, Arthropoda, Thecostraca, Pollicipedomorpha, Pollicipedidae. The record is from RefSeq and is a predicted model, not a curated record. Gene Ontology annotation, biological process: regulation of gene expression. Gene Ontology annotation, cellular component: nucleus.